CAGGGCCUGUGGGACAGGCCUUUCUCCUCCCCGCCCCCGCUCACCCACCCUCAGAUUAGGGCCUAGGGGUCGGACUGCAGGGUGUAAAUGGCAUUAUGGCUGGGGCAGCAGUGUCUAAACAGAAACCCAAGGUCCUUUGCACUGGCCAGGUGGUGUCCCCAGUGCUGGCUUCUCGGGUGAGCAGGUGUCUUUCCCGCCCAAGUCCCAGUCUUACCUUUGACCGCCAAGCAGUAGUGACAGGCAUUCGCGAGGAGAUGGAAGGGAGGUGGGGACUGUUCAGCUCCCGAUUCCACCUGGAGGCGGCUUCAGGGAGCAGGAUGGAAGGUCAUGUGCCAUAUCUGACCUACUAUGCAGUGACCCUGCCCACUGUGGAGGUUCCCCCGAAGACCCUUCAGGUCCCUGAGGUGAGGAAGACGUUCACUCCUAACGCCUCAGCCAUCUUCCAGGCUCCGGCUCCCCGGGUCCUCAAUGUAUGACUCCCACCGAGCAGAGCCAGCGGGCUGGAAACGGGUGAGAUCUGGGACCGACAGUCCCCUGCUGUCAGAGGGGGACGGCUCCUGCCUUCUCACCCUGGGGUGCACUCCCCCCAGCUGCCACCGGGCUGCAGGCCUGGCGCAGAAGGACAUGGCACCACUCAGCCCAACUCUGGACCUCAGCCAUCCUCGGGAAGCGUGCGAAGGCUCCCCAUCUUUUAAUUGCCCGUUUGGGCCGCCCUUAUUUUUAAACCGCAAGAACUCGAGGAUGAAUUCUGUUGUGAACUGAACUGGCCCAGGGGCGCUGAGGCAUGUGGACAGCAGGUCCCUGAAAGAGCCAGUCAUGCCCGCUGUUUUCCUGGCUGCAUGGUAACUUACAGCCUGCGGUAACCAAGGUAACGUUCUUGGCUGUUCCUACAAAUGGUCCCACAUGUUCAAGCUGUAGAAGGAACCUUAGGUUAUCACCUGCAUGUGAUCCAUAAUUAGCAGCAAGAAGUUGCCAAAAGAAACAGAAUAUCAAUCACAGGGUUUCAAUUUUAAAGACAUAGUUUCUUUAUGGCCAAGAUGACCCUGGUGUUUUUUUCUGUUUUUUAUUUAUUUCAGAGAGGAAGGGAGAGGGAUAGAAAGAAACAUCAAUGA
Molecule: messenger RNA, 1112 nt
Organism: Myotis lucifugus (little brown bat)
Lineage: Eukaryota; Metazoa; Chordata; Mammalia; Chiroptera; Vespertilionidae
Gene: MAP6D1
Product: MAP6 domain containing 1
Exons: 2
Coding region: 96-476 (126 amino acids)
Source: RefSeq, a predicted model, not a curated record